UCCUUGAGGAUGGAUAGGAACACGCCCUGGUGUGUGAUUUUGGAUCCGACUCAGGGGCGGAGCCUCCAGGAGCAACUCCAGGCUGCUUUCUGAUCUCCUAACACAUUUUUAAACAUUUUGACACCGUAUUUCGUUCUUAACGAUGGCAAAUGCAGGAGUGCAGCUUCUCGGCUUCACGCUGGCCUUCCUCGGAUUCAUCGGCGCUAUAGCAUCCACCGUCAUGGUGGAGUGGAAAGCUUCAUCCUACGCUGGGGAGAACCUGAUCACAGCCCAAGCGCUGUACGAGGGCCUGUGGAAGAGCUGCGUUUACCAGAGCACGGGACAAAUGCAGUGCAAAGUCUUCGACUCUCUCCUCCAGCUACCAGGGAUGGUGCAGGGCGCACGAGGCCUGAUGCUCUCCUCCAUCCUGCUGUCGCUCCUCUCCCUGCUGGUGGCCAUGGUGGGGAUGAAGUGCACCACCUGCAUGGAAGAACAACCUCAGCUGAAGGGCAAAGUGGCGAUGGCCGGAGGGAUUGUCUUCGUCAUUGCUGGUGUGCUGAGUCUGGCUGGAACCUCCUGGUAUGGAAACAGAAUAGCACAAGACUUCUACAACCCCUUCACCCCGACUAACUCCAGGUAUGAGUUUGGGAGUGCCCUGUACGUCGGCUGGGGGGCUUCCUUUCUGAGCAUUAUAGGUGGGGCCUUUCUCUGCUGCCACUGCUCCAGCCAGACCUCCAGGAAGAGUCCAAAGUACCCAUCAUCCAACGCUGCAGCAGGCGGCAGGGGCUACGUGUAGGCGGCCUCGGCUACCGGCAGACGGCCAGCCUUCUGGUCUCAGACCUAAACUCAACAAAAUCAGACAUUCCACCUUAUUCUGGCAGAAAUGUGCCGAGACACCGAAAAACCACAGAAACAAAACAUUGUGUGCUCAUUAAAUGUAUUAUUUUAGACUAAAUGUUUUUUUAGAUGACUAAAAUGUAGGUUAGAUUAUUCUAACAUUACUGCCUGAGUUUCAUGUUGCCUUUCACUUAUUUGUUGCUUCUUCUUUUCUAAAAUAAAAACCAACAACAUUC
Nothobranchius furzeri (turquoise killifish) is the source of this 1052-nucleotide messenger RNA. It is a transcript of the gene cldn1, whose product is annotated as claudin 1. Gene Ontology annotation, cellular component: plasma membrane; bicellular tight junction. NCBI's taxonomy places the organism in Eukaryota, Metazoa, Chordata, Actinopteri, Cyprinodontiformes, Nothobranchiidae. The record is from RefSeq and is a predicted model, not a curated record. Gene Ontology annotation, biological process: cell adhesion; bicellular tight junction assembly. Gene Ontology annotation, molecular function: structural molecule activity.